UUUCGCCAGAUACGGUCGUGUUGCGGUCGGACCUGCUAACAAGUUCUCGUAACCAUUAAAAAUCGCCAAGAGAAUUCCUAAACUGAAAAGUUUGUGAAAGUGCCAAGGCUUCCAUACCCACAAAAGCCAAAUUUAAAGUCAAAUAAAGUGCAAAUAAUAGGAGCUGCAAUUAUAUACUACAUUAUUAAAUUAGAAAUUUAAAUCAAAAAUUAAAAGAACCGGCGGCAAGCGCCAUUAAAGUCGGGUCGAGCCACUCUUGGAUUACGCGCUCCCCCUCAGAGGUUUCGCUUUCGCCACCUGUUAUAAUGGCAAACACCCAACCAGAAAAGCUCUACAUGCAACUAAGCGCAGCGGAAUUGGCGGCUAUUAUAAUGAAAGAUUCACCCAAUUCCAAUGACCGUGACGCAGGUUUCUGUUCCGCCAGCUCGGAAAGCGAAGGCGGAGACGACUUGGUCGUCGAGCACACGCGCAUUGGCAGUCCCGACAUCACGCCAAAAGGAACAGAAGACGCGUCUGACCCUAGCUCCAACUCGAACUCUAAGCCCAUUGCCUUGAUCCGCAACAAGCGCAAGAGCACGGAACCCUCCAAGGUCGUGGGUUCGCUGCCCGGCCCUUCCGUCCCUCCCACUGCGAGUAUGCAUGCAACGGGUCCGCUCAAAAAACGCAUUCGCUAUACUUCCUCGGCGGACUCAGCGGUGGUGCUGACACCUCCGGCCGUGGACUCUCCGCCGCCCAGUGCCUGCCUGUCAUCCUCGCUGAACUUGGAUCACGACAUGAUGCCGAAUCCGGCCCACAUAUUCGUCCGUCACCCAGGAGUCACCACUUUGCAUCGGCCGUUCGCCUCCACCCAUCCGGAGCAGCUGGAACCGCUCGCCUUGGUAACGAAGAAGACCAAAUUGGGCGUCGAUAAUGAGAUGAAAACGGAGCCCUACCCUAAGCUGCACAAUGCCAAGCCGCUGACUCCGAAAAAGUGCUACCGAAAAAGAUGGGAAAGACGCCCAGCAUCCUCUUCGCUGCUGGACGCGAGUCUCAGCGAUGAGGACACGUGCAAGGCAUCAGUCGGCCUUCGAUCUGAUGAGUCCAUGUCGCGACCCCACCAGAGCCAACACCAGCACCAUAAUCAGCGUAACUACAAGAACAUGACGCGGGAGCGCCGCAUAGAGGCGAAUGCUCGGGAACGGACCCGUGUCCACACCAUUUCCGCCGCCUACGAAACACUACGCCAAGCCGUUCCGUCCUAUGCCAGCUCCCAAAAGCUCUCGAAGCUGUCCGUUCUUCGAGUCGCCUGCUCCUACAUACUGACGCUGAGCCGGAUGGCUGGCGAGGACUACAGCGCCGACCAGUCCGAGCCAUCAAUCGCCGACUGCCUGGAGGCCGUCACAGCAACUAUUCAGACGGAGGGCAAGGUGAAGCGGAAGAAAGACGAGUAAUUGUAGUCAUGUAGAGAUGGACACCUAUUAAGACAUUCAAUGCGACUGAUUGCCGCUGUGUUCCUGAUAACCGGGUGGGCUUCAGCUUGGGCCAAUACUGUAUCUGCAUCCAGCAUUCCUACCCACACACUCUGAGUCCUGGGCAUAGUGGUCGCCACGGGUGGCCGCAUAGCUUUAAAAGUUUUCAAAGCUUUGUUUAGAUGUAACAUAGAAGACCAGGGUGCGAGUCGAGGAAUAUGAAUAAUGCGCAAAAUACACUAUAGUUGUACCAUAUACAUUAGAUUUAGAACUUAAUACCAGCGAUGUGAUCCUAAUUUAAAGUCGCUUCUUACUAAAACCAGACUAGGUAUGGAACAUUUAAGGCAGUACAAACAGUCAACAGCCUGCACUCUGAAACUGAAAAGACAAUAACCCUAGUGGACAAUAACAUGAGCGUUUGGCUAUUUUCCAAAUGUUCACUCUACUUCUACCAUUUAUUUUCAAAAUCCAAUUAUAUAAGAACUGGAUUCAUGUUUGAAGCAGCCACAACACCCCUGGCCAAAAUGGAUAGAUAUAACACUAGUAAUAAUAUUCGUAAAUUAAGCUAACAACUAAGAACUCAACCCAAACUUGAACUUAAGCGUACAUUAUCGUCGAGAAGCAAUAAAGUGUGGCUUUUAUGGGCUUCUGUUCUCU
This is a messenger RNA of Drosophila serrata, 2105 nucleotides long. It is a transcript of the gene net, whose product is annotated as atonal bHLH transcription factor 8-like protein net. NCBI's taxonomy places the organism in Eukaryota, Metazoa, Arthropoda, Insecta, Diptera, Drosophilidae. Gene Ontology annotation, molecular function: E-box binding; protein dimerization activity; DNA-binding transcription factor activity. The record is from RefSeq and is a predicted model, not a curated record. Gene Ontology annotation, biological process: positive regulation of transcription by RNA polymerase II; anatomical structure morphogenesis. Gene Ontology annotation, cellular component: nucleus.